This is a messenger RNA of Camarhynchus parvulus, 6754 nucleotides long. RefSeq names its product unc-13 homolog B (gene UNC13B). The record is from RefSeq and is a predicted model, not a curated record. The transcript is spliced from 42 exons. The coding region runs from base 85 to 4968 and encodes 1627 amino acids. Gene Ontology annotation, molecular function: phospholipid binding; calmodulin binding; diacylglycerol binding. Gene Ontology annotation, cellular component: synaptic vesicle membrane; terminal bouton; neuromuscular junction. Lineage: Eukaryota; Metazoa; Chordata; Aves; Passeriformes; Thraupidae. Gene Ontology annotation, biological process: neuromuscular junction development; presynaptic dense core vesicle exocytosis; dense core granule priming.
GGCCCCGCCCCGGCUGAGGCGCCGCCGCCGCCCGGUGUCCGCGGGGCGGCAUGAGGAGAGCCGGGGGCGGCUGCCGGGGCCGCCAUGUCGCUGCUCUGCGUGCGAGUAAAAAAAGCUAAACUCCAUGGACCACCAGAUAAAUUCAAUACAUAUGUGACCUUGAAAGUGCAAAAUGUGAAGAGCACGACGGUGGCCGUGCGAGGUGACCAGCCCUGCUGGGAACAGGAUUUUAUGUUUGAAAUCAAUCGGCUGGACCUGGGCCUAAUUGUGGAAGUAUGGAACAAAGGACUGAUAUGGGACACCCUGGUUGGGACCGUGUGGAUUGCUCUGAAGGCCAUUCACCAGUCUGAUGAGGAAGGUCCUGGGGAAUGGUCUACACUGGAGGCAGAAGUUGUAAUGAAACAUGAUGAAAUCUGUGGAACCAAAAACCCCACUCCUCAUAAAAUUUUACUGGACACAAGAUUUGAAUUACCUUUUGAUAUCCCUGAAGAAGAGGCCAGAUACUGGACCAGAAAAUUAGAACAAAUAAAUUCACUGGGAGAUGAUGAGUAUCCCUUUCAGGAGGAAGUCCAGAAGAAACCAUUGCCCAGUGCUGCCUCCCAGUGUUGCAACUGGAGUUAUUUCGGAUGGGGAGAGCAGCUGACCUUUGAAGAUGCUGACAGUGCUGUGGAUGACCGGGACAGCGACUACCGCAGCGAGACGAGCAGCAGCAUCCCCCCUCGAUACCACAGCACGGUGCAGCCCAACGCCUCCGUGCACCAGUUCACGGGCCCGGCCUGCCUGCAGCAGCAGGGCGUCCUGCGGGAUUCCUGUGCCGACUCCCUCCACAACUAUGAUCUGGAUUAUCGGGAGCAUGUGGCCGCCAGUCCUGCUGGCAGUAGUAGAUAUGGCUCCUCUUGCAAUGUCAGCCAGGAAAGCUCUCACCUCAGCGAGCUGGAACAUUCCCAUGAAAGUGCCCACGGCUCUGAGCAGGAGGAUGAUCACCAGGAAAGGCAGUCAAAUCACUCUUACCACAGUUCAUGCAGCUACCAGAAGGAUGGUCAGGCAUGGCUCAAGGAGCAAGAGGAGCCUCAUGGCAAAGGAGAGGAGGAGAAGGUCUGCAAAGCUGAGGAAAAGCCUGCAGACCAUUCUGCAGCUAAGUUACCUCUGGAACUUGAGAAGCCCAAGGAUGUUGAUGCAGGAGUCCAAAUGAGCUACCAGGGUGACAUCGAGCCACCACCGUUUCCUCCAGCAAGAGCCCGUUGGAUUAGAGCCAUUAGCAAAGUACGACUGCAGCUUCAACAGGGCCAAGAUGAGGCUGAUCCAUCAAAACCACCCUGGCUCAAAGGAGGGCCUGCAGGUGGUCUCUAUGGCAUUGAUAGCAUGCCUGAUCUGCGCAAAAAAAAGCCAAUUCCACUUGUCAGUGAUCUGGCCAUGUCACUGGUUCAGUCCCGAAAAGCCGGAAUUACCUCAGCAAUGGCUACUAGAACAUCUCUCAAAGAUGAAGAGCUGAAAUCUCAUGUCUAUAAGAAGACCUUGCAAGCCUUAAUUUACCCCAUCUCUUGUACAACCCCACACAACUUUGAAGUGUGGACAGCCACAACUCCUACCUACUGCUACGAGUGUGAGGGGCUGCUGUGGGGCAUCGCGCGGCAGGGAAUGCGCUGUGGGGAGUGCGGGGUCAAGUGCCACGAGAAGUGCCAAGACCUGCUCAAUGCUGACUGCCUGCAGAGAGCAGCAGAGAAGAGCUCGAAGCAUGGAGCUGAAGACCGGACCCAGAAUUUCAUCAUGGCCAUGAAGGAUCGCAUGAAAAUCCGGGAGCGGAACAAGCCUGAGAUCUUCGACUUGAUCAGAGAUGUGUUUUGUGAGAGCAAAAUGACACAUGCUCAGCAGAUGAAGACCGUGAAACAGAGUGUGCUGGAUGGUACCUCAAAAUGGUCAGCAAAGAUCACAAUCACUGUGGUGUGUGCUCAGGGUCUGCAGGCCAAAGACAAGACUGGGUCCAGUGAUCCAUAUGUAACUGUUCAAGUGGGUAAAACGAAGAAGAGGACAAAAACGAUCUUUGGGAAUCUGAACCCUGUAUGGGAAGAGAAGUUUUACUUUGAGUGCCAUAAUUCCUCUGACCGGAUCAAGGUGCGAGUGUGGGAUGAAGAUGAUGACAUCAAGUCUCGUGUCAAGCAGAGGCUGAAACGCGAGUCAGAUGAUUUCCUGGGGCAAACAAUCAUUGAAGUUCGCACUCUGAGCGGAGAAAUGGAUGUGUGGUACAACCUUGAGAAGCGAACAGAUAAGUCUGCAGUGUCCGGGGCUAUUCGCCUGCAAAUCAGUGUGGAGAUCAAAGGCGAGGAGAAAGUGGCUCCAUAUCAUGUUCAGUACACUUGCCUUCAUGAGAAUCUCUUUCACCAUCUCACAGAUGUGCAAGGGAAUGGGGUGGUGAAGAUCCCUGAUGCCAAAGGAGAUGAUGCAUGGAAGGUGUAUUUUGAUGAGACAGCCCAAGAGAUCGUGGAUGAAUUUGCGAUGCGUUAUGGCAUUGAGUCAAUAUACCAGGCCAUGACGCAUUUUGCAUGUCUCUCCUCUAAAUACAUGUGCCCAGGCGUGCCAGCUGUGAUGAGCACCUUACUUGCCAAUAUCAAUGCUUAUUAUGCACACACCACUGCCUCCACAAAUGUGUCUGCUUCGGACCGCUUUGCAGCCUCCAAUUUUGGGAAAGAACGAUUUGUAAAGCUUCUGGAUCAGCUUCAUAAUUCACUUCGGAUUGAUCUCUCAAUGUACAGGAAUAACUUCCCAGCCAGCAGCCGUGAGAGGCUGCAGGACCUGAAGUCUACAGUGGAUUUGCUGACCAGCAUCACGUUUUUCAGGAUGAAGGUCCAAGAGCUUCAGAGUCCACCCCGAGCUAGCCAGGUGGUGAAGGAUUGUGUAAAAGCUUGCCUCAAUUCCACCUACGAGUACAUUUUCAACAACUGUCAUGAGCUGUACAGUCGGGAGUACCAGACAGAUCCUAACAAAACUCAGGACCUUCCUGCCGAGGAACAGGGCCCCAGCAUCAGAAACCUUGACUUCUGGCCCAAGCUCAUCACUUUGAUAGUUUCCAUCAUAGAAGAGGACAAGAAUUCUUAUACCCCAGUCCUGAAUCAGUUUCCUCAGGAGCUUGCAGUUGGAAAGAUCAGCGCAGAAGUGAUGUGGAGUCUUUUUGCCCAGGAUAUGAAAUAUGCCAUGGAAGAGCAUGAGAAACACAGACUGUGUAAAAGUGCGGACUAUAUGAAUUUACACUUCAAAGUGAAGUGGCUGUACAAUGAAUACGUUCGUGAUCUGCCUGCCUUCAAGGGAAAAGUGCCUGAAUAUCCAGCGUGGUUUGAGCAGUUUGUGAUGCAGUGGCUGGAUGAAAAUGAAGAUGUUUCCUUAGAUUUCCUGCACGGUGCUCUGGAGAGAGAUAAAAAAGAUGGGUUCCAGCAAACAUCCGAGCACGCUCUGUUCUCUUGCUCAGUGGUGGAUGUGUUCACCCAGCUCAACCAGAGCUUUGAGAUCAUUAAGAAGCUGGAGUGCCCAGACCCUGUCAUUGUUGCCCACUACAACAGGAGGUUUGCAAAGACUAUUGGGAAAGUGCUGAUGCAGUAUGCUGACAUACUCUCCAAGAGCUUUGAGUCCUACUGUUCUAAGGAGAAACUGCCCUGCAUCCUGAUGAACAACAUCCAACAACUGCGGGUGCAGCUGGAGAAGAUGUUUGAAGCCAUGGGUGGUAAAGAGUUGGAUGCAGAAGCAAGUGACCAUCUCAAAGAGCUCCAGGUGAAGCUGAACAAUGUUUUGGAUGAGCUCAGUGCAGUGUUUGGUAACAGCUUUCAGACACGGAUUGAUGAAUGUGUCAAGCAAAUGUCUGAUAUCCUCUGUCAAGUGAAAGGGACAGCAAAUUCUGCGGCUAAUGCCAGAAACACAGUUGCACAAGAUGCAGAUAAUGUCCUGAGGCCACUGAUGGACUUCCUGGAUGGAAACCUGACACUGUUUGCAACUGUGUGUGAAAAGACAGUGUUGAAACGGGUGCUGAAAGAGCUCUGGAGGGUGGUAAUGAACACCAUGGAGAAGCUGAUUGUGCUGCCUCCUCUUACAGACCAUACGGGCACACAGUUGAUUUUCAGUGCUGCUAAGGAACUGGGACACUUGUCAAAGUUGAAGGAUCAUAUGGUGAGGGAAGAAACCAGGAGCCUCACUCCAAAGCAGUGUGCUGUUCUGGACCUGGCACUGGAUACAAUCAAACAAUAUUUCCAUGCUGGUGGGAAUGGUCUGAAGAAAACCUUCUUGGAGAAGAGUCCAGACCUACAGUCACUUCGAUAUGCUCUCUCCCUCUACACUCAGACCACGGACACUCUCAUCAAAACAUUUGUCCAGUCUCAGACAGCUCAGGUGCAUGAUGGGAAAGGUAUAAGGUUUACCGCUAAUGAGGACAUUCUUCCUGAUAAGGGCUCCGGUGUGGAUGAUCCCGUGGGAGAAGUGUCCAUCCAGAUCGACCUGUACACCCACCCAGGAACUGGGGAGCACAAGGUCACGGUGAAAGUUGUGGCAGCCAACGACCUGAAGUGGCAGACGUCUGGCAUGUUCCGUCCAUUUGUUGAAAUCACCAUGAUUGGGCCCCACCAGAGUGACAAGAAGAGGAAGUUCACAACCAAGUCAAAGAGCAACAACUGGGCUCCAAAAUACAAUGAAACAUUUCAUUUCAUCCUGGGGAAUGAAGAUGGCCCCGAUGCCUACGAGCUCCAAGUCUGUGUGAAGGAUUACUGCUUUGCCCGGGAGGACCGGGUUCUGGGGAUAGCAGUGAUGCAGCUCAGAGACAUAGCAGACAAAGGAAGUUGUGCUUGCUGGUGCCCCCUCGGGCGCAGGAUUCACAUGGAUGAGACUGGACUCACAAUCCUGAGGAUUCUGUCUCAGAGAACCAAUGAUGAAGUUGCCAAGGAAUUUGUGAAGCUGAAAUCUGAGUCCCGCUCCACAGAGGAAGGCACCUGAGCUGAGCUGUUCCCUUUCCUCUUCUGCCUUGUGCCAAUAUGUGCAAGUGUUCAACAAUUCUUUUAUUAAUUGCAAAAGGUUUUUUUCAUGUUGUCUUUGUCAGCUCCGAUAGCGCACGUGUGCUGUAUAGGAAACAAAUCCAUCAAUCUGAUGUGAAUUAUUUAUUUUUUAGUAGCUGGGUAAGACACCGUAGAGAAUGAGACAAUCUCUUCUUACUUAACAUGUAAAUUCUGCUUUGUGUAUAUAAAUUAUUUUAUAUUGGAGGCUGGAAUUGCUGGGUUUUGUUGAUAUGCAGCACUGUGAUUUUAUCCUCUGAAUUUGGCAGGCAUUAAAAAGGUUCUGCGUAAUCACACUACGAUGCAAACACAACUGUGUGGAAAUUGGGAGGAGAUGAUUUGGGGGGGUUUGACAAAGCACAGUUAUCUCUCAUUGAAUUCACGUACUGUGGAGCUGCCUGGGGAUCUUCUGACACAGAUUAUGCCAACGUGAUAUACAGACACCUCAACAUCUGCUGAAAGAAGAAGAGGUUGCAGAUGGCUCUGAAGAUGCACACCAAGUGAAUGUACCUCCACGGAUGUGCUGCUGUGAGCACGGGCCAGACCAGGGCCACAAACCCAGGGUGGGGCCUGAGAUCUCGUAGCCAAAAGCUGCAAAGGCAGCGCACCAGGAGCAGGCUGCAGCUGUAAUUAGCUGGUGUGUCUCGGAGAAUACAAAUCCCCACGUGCUGCUGGGAGUCCCUGAUGGCCGUGGGAGUGCUGUAAGCUGCUCAGCUCCGUAAGGCACGCUCGGGCUGCCGUGACCAACACGGUCGGGAAGGGAUCGGCGUUAGAAUCGUAGAGUUAGAGCCAUUACAAAUCACAUGGCUGCUAUGUGCUUUUUCCACUUCAAUAUUCUUUUGUUAGUGCUUGACAGAGGAUUGGAUAAUUUAAUAUUGCAGGCUUUCUGUAGCAUUUUAUUACCCUGGAGUAGCUAAGACCAUUCCUCACUAUGAACCCAGAAAUGAUGGCUUGCUUGGGAGAGAGGAACACACCUCCCCUCUGCAAGCCUUCAGUCUGGAGUGCUGGUCAAGGGGCAGCACGUCCGUUUGCUUCUGAUCUUGGAGAUGCUGUUGGCCGUGCUGUGGUUGAUCCGUGCUGAUUGUCAUUAAUCUUAUAAUACCAUUGACAAUACCAUUGAAAUAUUUUUGCACUGUCUUAAAGAAGCAUCCUGCUUUUGUUUUCUUAAAAAAACAAAACACUGUCCUGAGCAAAGUAAUUGCAGGGAGGUCAGAAUUUCUGACUGAAAAUUAGUGAGCAGGAAGGUCUGGAAUGGUGAUUGCACCUGAGGCAUGUUUGUUGGAGGGUUUUUAUUGGGGAUAUUUUUGCUUUUCCAGCUGCCCUUGUGCUCUGGAAAGUGCAGCUGGAACAAGCCAGUCCUUGCCCAUAAAGUACUGUAAUACUGUCAAUAAAUUCAAGGACUGCAUAUUGAAUGACUUUUUUCCUUUCUAUUUUCUCUGACACUUGUGUAGCUGUAUGAUGUGACUCCUGUAUUUCACGGGCCUGCUUGUAGAGUUCUGAGACAGCACAUCUGCUUUGUUCUUGUCCAUGGUGUGUUGUAAUAAUGCUCUUCAAAACUCCACACUAUUUGUCAUGGUUUUGAAUCAUUGUACGUGCCAUUGUUGGGAGAACUGUUAGUAUGGUCUUUAAUAAACUCUUUUAGCAGCAUGUGGUCUUGUCUAUUGGAGUGUAACUGUGAUUGGGUUUCUUAAACCAUGGAGGGCAGAGCCACUGCUGCAUCUUUGGAAAUU